GCCCCCGCCCUCCCCGGACCCCCGCGGCGCAGGCGCAGUAGCGCGGGCGGAGGGCCGCGUCGCCUGGCCAUGUCCGACAACGAGGACAAUUUCGAUGGUGAUGACUUUGAUGAUGUGGAGGAGGAUGAAGGGCUAGAUGACCUAGAGAAUGCAGAGGAGGAGGGGCAGGAGAACGUGGAGAUCCUCCCGUCCGGGGAGCGGCAGCAGGCGAACCAGAAGCGGAUCACCACGCCCUACAUGACCAAGUACGAGCGAGCCCGAGUCCUCGGCACCCGGGCCCUGCAGAUUGCGAUGUGUGCACCAGUGAUGGUGGAGCUGGAAGGAGAGACAGACCCCCUGCUCAUCGCCAUGAAGGAGCUCAAGGCCCGCAAGAUUCCCAUCAUCAUCCGGCGUUACCUGCCCGACGGCAGCUAUGAGGACUGGGGGGUGGACGAACUGAUCAUCACCGAUUGAGCUGGACCGCCCUCUCCCCUCAGCCGCUCCUCUGGCUUUUACUCUGCCUUUUUUUAUGUGUACAUAAUAAAGCCCCUUCACCCUGCC
Molecule: messenger RNA, 540 nt
Organism: Ornithorhynchus anatinus (platypus)
Lineage: Eukaryota; Metazoa; Chordata; Mammalia; Monotremata; Ornithorhynchidae
Gene: POLR2F
Product: RNA polymerase II, I and III subunit F
Exons: 5
Coding region: 70-453 (127 amino acids)
Biological process (GO): DNA-templated transcription
Cellular component (GO): nucleus; RNA polymerase II, core complex; RNA polymerase III complex
Molecular function (GO): DNA-directed RNA polymerase activity; DNA binding
Source: RefSeq, a predicted model, not a curated record